UCGAGGGGGGCGCGCGUGUGUGGAAGCUUGCGAUUAAAGCGUGUACUACAAUUCCCAGCAUGCACUUGGACCUCCUAAAAGGCGGGGAAGGCAUGGAAGAGCAGCCAAGUGAACCAGAAGAAAAAGAGAGGUUUCCUGGUUUCGGUGAUUGUAAAACCUGGGGAAGGGAACUGGUUUUGAAAAGCGGUGAGGUGAGGGAUUUCACACGAAACUAAUGACCUCAGUUCGUGACCCACAUCUUCUCCCACGGCAGCCCACUUUUUGUAGGACUUUCUGAGACACAAGCUUGCAAGAUUAUAAAAGGAAAAUGGAGGAUUAUAUAGAGACUAAAGUGAAAAUACCAUUUGGAGCUAAAUACUUAGAUGCCGUUUUCUCCAUCCCUGACAAGAUGCCAUCAUAUGCUGUGAUUCUUACUCAUGGGGCAUCUGGUGAUAUGAAUUUUCCUCAGCUGAUAUCUUUGGCAAAUUACCUUGCUUCUCAUGGAUUCCUGUGCCUGCGAUUUACAUGCAAAAGCCUUAACCUUAUCUAUAGGACUAAAGCAUAUAAAGCAGUUGUGGACUAUAUAAGAUCUGCUGGUGACUAUAAGCUUUCUGGCAUUUUUAUUGGAGGUCGUUCAAUGGGUUCACGCGCUGCUGCCUCCGUGACACGUGAAGCUGAUCAAGAUAAUGAUAGCUUCAUUCAAGGUCUGAUAUGUCUGUCUUACCCACUGCACCGACCAAAGCUUCAGAACAAACUUCGGGAUGAAGAUUUAUUUCUUAUUAAAUCCCCUGUGCUAUUUUUGUCUGGAACUACAGAUGAGAUGUGUGAUAAACAAUUGCUGGAAGGUGUUGCAAUCAAAAUGAAAGCACCUAACAAAGUCCAUUGGAUUGAAAAGGCAAAUCACAGCAUGACAGUAAAAGGACGAACUGCAGAUGAGAUCUCAUUGGAAAUAAACAUCCAGGUUUUGUCUUGGAUCAAAGAAAUCAUUUUGUAAGAACACAAAAUCACCAAAUACUAUAUAUAGUCUAGCAUGACGACAGUCUGGAUAUAUGAUUAAUAACUCCUUUGUAUAGGAAUAAAAUGUUUCCAUCUAUGCAGGAGUAAUGGAUUGAUAAAGAGUAAACCUAUAUUCUGUGUGUGUGUAUGUAUAUAUAAUGGGGUAUAUGUUUUGUCCUAAAUAUAAUUCCUUCUUUUCUAUAUUAUAUAGUUAAUGUUCAGUGAUUACUGAAAUAAACUUUUGCAUUUUUACUGAACACUUUCUAACAUAUCUGACACUUGUAUACACAAGCCACGGUCUAGCAAUACCUUUAUUAGGAUCAUGCAAGAUGACCAAAUUCUUGAGCCAGUUUUUGAGUUUUUCAGACCUCUUCAUCAGACUAGAUAGUAAGCAAAGCAAAAUGUGGGUUGGGAGUAUGUGUAGCUGGCUGGGCAUGUUUUAAAAGCCUGCAGUUUGUAACAGUCUUCAGAUGGUAUGGGAGGAGCUAAGCAGGCUCAGGCUAAUCAACAGUCUAUAACAAUGUUCAGAUGGAGUACUGGAGGAGUUGAGACCCACGUUGAUUAGCCCGCUUUUACUUACAGGGCUGUUACAAACUGCGGACUGGUCAGACAUGGCCAGCUAGCCACCCUUCUUCCCUUUUUGCUUUCCUUAACAUCCAAUCUGCCUCAAGAACUCAAGAUUCUUGCUUAAGAGUCUGUAUCUAUCUGGAUGGUCCUAAUAAGACUUUAUUAGACGGGGGCUUCUAAAACUAUGCCCCCCCGCCCCAAUAUGGACCAACACAGCUACCUAUUAUUUUUGCAUAUUUAGGAGUAGAUGACUUUUUAAACUACUUUAAUAUGUUGAGCCACUCCUGUAAAACUGCCCUUUUAAAUACUAUUAAAUAUCCAUCAGUGUUUUCUCAUUUUUCUUGUUUACAUGUGUGUAUAUUGGGUAAUUCCUAAAUCUAGGAUGUAAUGUGAUAUUGUAGAAACAGUUCAUCAAAGAACAACUUUUGUGUCUUGGUUAGAAUAAAACAUGUGCUUUCUGUA
This is a messenger RNA of Hemicordylus capensis (graceful crag lizard), 2004 nucleotides long. It is a transcript of the gene TEX30, whose product is annotated as testis expressed 30. NCBI's taxonomy places the organism in Eukaryota, Metazoa, Chordata, Lepidosauria, Squamata, Cordylidae. Bases 308 to 973 code for a protein of 221 amino acids. The record is from RefSeq and is a predicted model, not a curated record. The transcript is spliced from 6 exons.